AUGGCUACAACACCACCUCCAGACGAGCCAGCCAGCGCAGCAGAGGAGACCACUGCCCAGGGCCAAACCGCUACAUUACCCCGUCGGCCGCGCGAGCAACAACAAAAAAAGGACAUCUUCCAGGCCCAAGAACAAGAAGCCAAUGAUACGUCCCGCGCCUUGCAGCGACAGCCCCGGCGACAGCGACGACAACAGCAACAGCAAGAACAAGUCUCUUCCGCCUCCGAUACCGAAACCUCAGUUGACGAAUCGAUCGGCGGCGCGCGCGAGGACCAGCAGCAACAACAACAAGCCACGACGACGCUGCGAGGAGGCCGUCAGGAUUGGUCGCUCGAGCCGGAGCCCGAGAAGGAAGACACCGGACUAAAGCUGCGGCUGGAUUUGAACUUGGAUGUCGAGGUGGAGCUAAAGGCGAAGAUUCACGGGGAUAUCACUUUGGCGCUUUUUGCUUAA
This is a messenger RNA of Aspergillus japonicus CBS 114.51, 453 nucleotides long. RefSeq lists its product as uncharacterized. The record is from RefSeq and is a predicted model, not a curated record. The transcript is spliced from 2 exons. The coding region runs from base 1 to 453 and encodes 150 amino acids. NCBI's taxonomy places the organism in Eukaryota, Fungi, Ascomycota, Eurotiomycetes, Eurotiales, Aspergillaceae.